AUGGGCGCAGGCGCGGACUCGAUCCAGAGGCAUGGCACUGCCCCGCUAUCUGACCACAAUUCGAAUAGCACGAACCAGGCGAUGUUCAGUUGCAUGACUGGCUUGGCCGGAGAAGCCGCUGACAGGUUCGUGGCCCGCCCUUCUCUCGCAGUGACCACGGCUGACAUUAUUGGAGACGUUGAGGUGGCCGAUGUUUCCAUGGGAGGAGGUCCCGCUGGUCGCGCAGGAGUGAGUGCCAAGGUGGGUGAUGUUCCAACUGGUCAAGGAUCAGUGGGCGGCUCGUAUCAGCCUGCUGAAGACGCGCGCUGCGAAACACCUUAG
This is a messenger RNA of Prorocentrum cordatum, 321 nucleotides long. The record is from the annotation of a GenBank genome assembly. NCBI's taxonomy places the organism in Eukaryota, Dinophyceae, Prorocentrales, Prorocentraceae.